Messenger RNA from Naegleria fowleri, 1014 nucleotides. RefSeq lists its product as uncharacterized. NCBI's taxonomy places the organism in Eukaryota, Heterolobosea, Eutetramitea, Acrasida, Naegleriidae. The transcript is spliced from 3 exons. The record is from RefSeq and is a predicted model, not a curated record. The coding region runs from base 1 to 1014 and encodes 337 amino acids.
AUGAUUGAUUCUUCUGGCAACCAUUCCUCUUGUAUUUUUCCUUUAGAAUGCACUCCUAAAAUCAAAAACAUUAAUGAAAUUCAUAUAGGAAACAAUGGAUGGAUAAGUAUAUGUACAGACGAGGCUAUUCAUCAGAAGGAGUUUAAAGCAUUUCACCUUGAUAAGAAAUUCGAUAGAAAAGAUUUAGGAUUGCAAAAGAAAAAUUUAUCCAACGGAAAAUUCUUAACGACUGUUAGGGGUUCACAAUUGAUGGUUGUAGAUUCUCACAUUCCACGACUAUCCACUUUGUAUCUUGACGGAUCGAGACCUAGGCUGAGAUCUAUUAUUGAGCUUGAAAAUUUUGUUUUUAGUUCUAUUCAUUCGUUUUGCUUCUCAACUAAUGAUGAAAACAUUUGCUACAUAUCAAGCGAUCAUGGAGUCAUUUCAUCGUUCAAAAUUGAAAACAAGUCGGCAACUAUGGUUGACCAAAAACAAUUUCCAACCACGAUCAAAAAAUUGCAAGCUGUAAAUAUUGACUCGUCCAAGGAGGCUCUGUUUCUCGUUGGUGAACAUCAUAUCGAUUAUAUUAUGAUCGAGGUCCAGAGCGGAUUGCAUCCAUUAUUUGUGGGAAAACCUAAACCAGUAAUAUGUAAUCUAUUGAAUACCAACCAAUAUUGGCUAAGCUCGGCACAGUGUAUUACUAUAACAUGUUCAAAUCAUCGAGCUCUCAUCAAAGAAAAACAUACCUUCAUUGUUUUAGACUUGACACAAGACAUCAUCACCCACAUUUACAAAACGCCAAGCCGUGACCAAACCAUUACAUAUCUUACCUUACUCAAAAACGGCAUUGUUGUGUUUGGUGAAUAUGAUGCAACUUCCCAGCUGACCAAAAUUUUUUUCCUAAACGAAAGGUUUGAGCCUUGCCAUGUCCCUUUUGGAGUUCCUGGAUAUUUAAACCUUAUCAAACAGCUUGAUGACAAUAAGUGUUUAUUGCAUUUUAAUGAUGAUUCGUUGAAAGUUGUGCAAAUAAAUUGA